Messenger RNA from Lates calcarifer (barramundi perch), 3045 nucleotides. RefSeq names its product tripartite motif containing 65 (gene trim65). The record is from RefSeq and is a predicted model, not a curated record. Gene Ontology annotation, molecular function: protein binding; zinc ion binding. Bases 87 to 1649 code for a protein of 520 amino acids. NCBI's taxonomy places the organism in Eukaryota, Metazoa, Chordata, Actinopteri, Centropomidae. The transcript is spliced from 8 exons.
UAUUACGUAUGGCGUCAUCAAGGAAGCUUCAUCUGACGCUAUCCAGUGUUCACAGUCAGAUGCUGCGAUGUGUCUGUUGAAGUGAGAUGUCUGGUCUUUCCUCAGAGAUGGACUCCCAGAAUUUAAACCUGACCUGCGCCAUAUGCUUGGAUCGUUUCAAGAUCCCUGUGACUAUCCCCUGUGGGCACACCUUCUGUCAAAAGUGCAUCACCGCUCACUGGGACACCAAGAGACAGGCUGAUUUUGGACCUCAGUGUCCCAUCUGCAGCGAGAAGUUUGACACCAGGCCCAUCCUCAAGCGUAACGUGUCCCUGUCGGUCCUGACUGAGGCGGCAAACAGCAGCGGCCCCUCCUGUAGAGAGUCGCUCAUGAGGGGAAGCGAAGGGCCGAGAGCCAUGCUGCUGUGUGAGCGCCAUAAAAAGCCUCUGGUUUAUUACUGCAGGCAGGACAAAAUGUCUGUGUGCUGCGAGUGUGGCAUCUCCGAGUGCGCGGCACACGAGAAGGUGUUGUUGGAGGCAGAAAGGGAAAAUCAAGAGCUGCUGCUGGAGAGGAAGAGCAAAGAGGUGGGGAAACUCAUCGAAGAAACGCAGAAAAGUAUAAACGACUUGGCUGAGAAUAUCAAUCAAGCAAAGGUGACUCUUCAGCAGACUUCAGCCUGGGCCAGUGUCAAGUUCUCCACCCUGAUGAAGAUCCUGGCUGAGAAGCAGGAGGCCACGGAGCUGUUCAUCGACGAGCAGAAAGAGGCUGCCAUCGCUGAGGCGGAGGCGCGGCUAGCUGAACUCGAGGAGCACUCCCAGAGACUCCGAGAGAGCCAGGAGCAGAUCGCAGCUCUGCACAACCUCUCUGAUACAGAGCUCAUCAAGGAAUCGAUGCUCAUAGAAGUUCCACGUUUUAAGGAGAUCCCCACAGAUGUAACUCCCAACCUUCAGGACAGACUAAACAGCGUCACAGAUGUUCUGUCCCGGGUCUCCAAGCUGGUGUCUGAGGACCUGGAGAAAGCCGUGAACACGGCUGUGGGUCAGGACAAAGACGGUUCUCCUCAGGAUAAGAGGCCUGUCCUGGCUGUGGUUCCCAGUCCUGCUGCUCCGUGCCACCCCGGUGGGAAGGAGGGCCUCAGCGCUUACCGAUGCUCUCUGACCUUUGACCCACGUACGGCCAACGGGCACCUGUUUCUGUCCCAGGAGAACCGGCGGGCGGAGCACCUGACCUCCGGGCCGCGCCUCGUCCCAGCUCACGAAGCCCGCUUCGAUCACACCUGGCAGGUGCUCUGCUUUCAGGGCUUCACCCACGGACAGCACUACUGGGAGCUGGAGGUGUCCAAGCCCUGGGCCUACCUCGGGGUAACCUACGAGGCCAUCCCCAGGAAGGAGAAGGGGAAGCGGUGCAUGGUGGGUAUGAACGAGCUGUCCUGGAGCCUGCAGCUGGACGAGCACCAGCUCAGCGCCUGGCACAACGGCCGGCGGGAGACCCUGGCCGGCCACUCCCAGCACAGUCGCAUCGGCAUGCUGCUGGACUACGAGGCCGGGACGCUCACCUACUACGGAGACGGGCAGACCAGGCUCCACGCCUUCCACUGUGCCUUCACCCAGGAGCUGUUCCCCGCCUGCUGGAUAGGAGAGGGGGUCAGCAUCACCCUCUGCUCCACAUGAACUGACAUCUGAAGAAGAAGGGAGCUCAGCGAUGAGAAGCACCAUCACGUAACCAUUUAGGAGGUUUUUAAAUGUUUUUUUCUCUUUUUACAAUGACUGCCUUCCUACGUUGUUUUAAGCAGAGCUGACUGUGAUGGACUCUCCCCCUAAAAACCGGCACUUGGCUUUGACUUAUUCACAGCACCUAACAUGACGACGACAUAGCUGAGAAAAUGAUCACAAACUCUAAAGGUUCUAGUUCAAAGACUGCACUACUCCAUUCUGGUUUGUUUCUGAUUUCAUAGUAUAUAUGAACUAAUCUUCAACCUUAGUAUAGAUAGACGUAGAUAGAUGUCUGCCUCCUCAACUCAUUGUGUCAGAUUCUUGUACUUUGACUACACAAAAUUGAACUUCCUUGUUCCACAGUGAGGGAAUGUGGAUUUAUUACAGGUGGUUGGGAACAGAGGCAAACAGCUCAUUCUGAAAUACACAUCAAACUGAAUUCCAUCCACUGUUGGUUCCUCUGACGUGGAGAUGGAGAUCGAUCAAACUUUUCCUGGGACACACAGUAUAUGCACACAUAGAAGAGUCAUAGCAGCAAAAUAACUGAGAGAAGAGCCGUUUGAAUUAAGCAUAAAACGCCCGAGCUGUCUGCAAAUCUGGCACUUCUCUUGGUCAUGCAUAAUUUAGGAGUUUUUAAUCAAGUGCAAGCACAGAAAUUAUGAUCAUGUGCACAAACCUCGCCUGGAUUCUCCUGAUUCAUAAUGUGGUGCGUUCAGGACAAUAAGCCACUGCAGGGUAUAGAGAACAAUCCCUUCUAAUGUACUAUAACUGAUGUAAGUGAAAGCAGAAAGCUGUGGCUUGUACAUUACUACUGAGAAUACAGAACUGAGAAUAGACGGCUGUAUCAUGUUGGGAUCUUAGCAUGAGUGCACAAAGAAAACCGCCCCGCCUGUUCUGUCUCAAACCUGUGACGCUAACAGUGUUGUGAUGGAUUCUGCUGUACUCUACAGACGGUUUUAAUCGGCUUCGGCCUUCAGAUUUUUGUUUGUUUUUUUAAAUCAUGAGCACUUAGAAAGCCUAGCUGUGACUUUUUGAAUCGUUGAGGUACUCCAGGCUCAGGACAUCACGCACCAGUCUUUGGGAAACUGCUGUGGAUUUGCACAGGUUGGACUACUGACUCUGACUGCGAAGGGAAGAAGCACAUCUCCAGGCUGUUUUUGGCCUAACAACAUAAAACAUUACCCCCUCCUGACUCUGGAAUAUGUUGAGUAUGCUAAUGCACUAUACUGUGGAAUACCCAUCAACAUGUGAUACAGCAAUAUCCAGUGUAGAAUUAAAGACAAAGACGGUUCUGUUCCACAUGAAUCAAGAUCAUUUAAUAAAAUCCAAUCCAAUGCAUACAUGCAUUAGUCGA